AUGGGAGGGUCUAGCUCAGUACCACUGUCACGUCAUUCGGAACAAAUAAAAACCGAAGUUAACGAGCACCCUGUUGUUGUGUAUACCAAAGAUUAUUGCCCUUAUUGCGUCAGAGCCGAAAAGGAGCUCAAUGAACUUGAUAUUAAAUUUGUGGAAAAGAACUUGAAUGAGAAGGCGAAGGCAGAUCCCGCUAAUGUGGAAGCGUAUGUAAAAGGUUUAAUGGACCUGACUCAUCAGAAAACUGUCCCACAAAUAUUUGUAUGUGGAAGGUUUAUUGGUGGCUAUACCGAAAUGCAUGCCCAAAAGAAAAAUUUGUUGAAAAUGGUUGCUGAAUGUUCAACCGAUGGAGUAGCCGUUGACAAAACGGCUACUGUACGCCCGAAGCUUUAA
Auanema sp. JU1783 is the source of this 390-nucleotide messenger RNA. NCBI's taxonomy places the organism in Eukaryota, Metazoa, Nematoda, Chromadorea, Rhabditida, Rhabditidae. The record is from the annotation of a GenBank genome assembly.